This is a messenger RNA of Sceloporus undulatus (fence lizard), 4329 nucleotides long. It is a transcript of the gene ETNK2, whose product is annotated as ethanolamine kinase 2. Gene Ontology annotation, cellular component: cytoplasm. Gene Ontology annotation, molecular function: ethanolamine kinase activity. The record is from RefSeq and is a predicted model, not a curated record. Gene Ontology annotation, biological process: phosphatidylethanolamine biosynthetic process. The transcript has 6 exons. Lineage: Eukaryota; Metazoa; Chordata; Lepidosauria; Squamata; Phrynosomatidae. The coding region runs from base 23 to 1033 and encodes 336 amino acids.
UCAGGGAGGCUGCCUAUGAGGCAUGGAGGGCGAGGAAGGGGGCGAGGAAGAGGAGGAGGAGGAGGAGGAAGAGCAGAGCCCCAGCCCCAGCCCCCCGGCCGUCCAGAGGGUCAGCAUUGCGGUGGAGGAGACCAACGUCCUGCCGGGGGCUUUGCAGUUGAUCCGAAAGCUGAGACCGCAAUGGGAGGCCGAGCGAGUCAAGACCAAGGUCUUCACUGAAGGCAUCACCAACAAGCUCAUGGCUUGCUUCACAGAUGAGAACAUGAGAGACGCAGUCUUGGUACGAGUCUAUGGCAGGAAGACAGAGCUGAUUGUGGACCGAGCAAAUGAGCUGAGGAAUUUCCAAGUGCUUCAAGACCAUGGCUGUGCACCUAAUCUCUACUGCACCUUUGAGAAUGGCUAUUGCUAUGAGUUCAUGCCAGGGAAAGCUCUGGGGCCAGAAGAUAUACGACAGCCAAAUAUAUUCAGGCUGGUAGCCCAGGAGAUGGCUAAAAUGCACAGGAUUCACACCAAUGGAAGUCUCCCCAAGCCCUGCCUAUGGCACAGACUGUACAAGUACUUUAACCUCGUGAAAACUGAGUUUGCCAGAACAACAUCAAAUCCCAGGGGGCUGGUUCUUACCCAUUCUCAGGCUGUUGCCUAUAUGGUCCAUCCCAUCUCAUGUUUCCUUCAUCAUCAAUUUAUUCUCUCAGGGCUGAAUGAAGUGGAUUACAGCCUGUAUCCAAGCAAGGAGGUCCAGAUGCAAUGGCUCAGAUACUACUUGCAGGCCUACAAGAAACUAGGCCAGGAGAACCAGGAAGAAGGAAGCAAAAGCAGAGGAGAGAGUAGAGCUGUGCCUGAAGAAGAACUGGAGAGCCUCUAUGUACAAGUCAACCAGUUUGCUUUAGCCUCUCAUUUCCUUUGGGCUUGCUGGGGACUGAUUCAAGCCCAGUUCUCUACCAUAGACUUUAAUUUUGCCAGGUACGCGGACAUAAGAUUUAAACAGUACUUUAAAACAAAGCCUGUGGUGACAUCCCUUAAAAUGUCAAAGUGAAGUUAAAGUCUAAAAAAAUCCUCUGGUACUCAAGAUUCCAUACCUAUUUUCUCUGGUAUAGUGCGCCCGCCACCCUGUCCUCUUGAAGUUGCUUCAUUUCUAAGUGGUCAGACAUCAUGAAACGGGGAUGGAAAAGGAAAGCACACCUUCUAUGAAGCCAAAAAGAGAGAAAAAAUUAAAAGAAGCCUACUGGAACAUGGCUAUGCCAUCCAUGGAUUUCCUGCCACAUGUUGCUUUUAAAAGGUGAUGUUAGGACAUGGCUGCUGGGGAGAGAUUUCAUUCACAGUGCCUGUGCUAUUAAGAAAUACUUCAAAUGCUUCUUAGCUUAAAUAGUGGGUAGCAGAGAUGAGGUGGUUGCUUGGUCAAAAGCAUAUGAAAUCUCUUCUAUUCCUUGGUUGGGAAAAUCCACUGGAUUCUUCUCUUUUGAUCUUGAGCUAAACUGUUGAAUGCUAGCAUCUCUUUUCCACAGUUACAGGAUCUGUAACCGCUUGGAUCUGCUUCCCUCUCUACCCAGAGACAAAUUCCCAACUGUCCCACAGUGUCUUUUGUGAGGUUUAGACAAAGAGCCAAAAACUAAUUAAUUUGCUUGCCCAGCAAUGAUUUUUUCAAAGAUAUAUUAGCAGAAGGAAAGCCCCAAAGAUGAACGAGAGCUGUGUCAUUUGGUCAAGGUGUGAGCUAAUGGAGGGUCCCCCUUGGCCACCAGUUGGAAAGGAGACUGUCAACAUUGCAUGUUUUACUAUAGGUCACAGUCAGUUUUGGCAUACACAUGUAAAUGUCAAAUGUUUGAGAAUCAGUGGAAGGUGUAAGUAAGUACCUUUGGUUCAAGCUACAGUACUUGGAAGAUGACAAAUAGUAAUGCCUAAGAACCAGCCAGAUGAAAACAGAGAGACACACCCUUCAGUAAAAAAAAAAAAGGGGGGGGCUGUAUCAAGUUUACUCAGUGCUCAGUUAUCACAGUCCCAUGUGUGGGACACAUUCACUAGUCUCCCCCCAUUUUGAAUACUGGCAUCUGUCAGUUUCGUGUGGCGCAAAGAUGGUUGCAUUAGUUCCAAGCAGCUUGUCACCUUGUCCAGAUCUGCACCAUCAGUUUGUGCCAUUAAUUUCGAGUAUAUGAAACUAUCCGUUUCCCCAUGAGACUCGAGCAAUUUGUUUUGGUUUUUUUAAAUGGUAAUUUGCAAAGAUAGCCAUGUAGUUAGUGGAGGGAGAAAAUCAACCCAAGAAAGGCUCACAGUGGGGCUCUUGCCUCAGGAUGGCUACCUGUGGGGUGAACAUUUCACUGAGAAUUUAGCAGCACAAAAAGAGGGAAUGGCUUAUUAAAAUGCCAGUACUAUGGCAAAUUGUAGUGUAGACAAGCCCAGAGAGGAAGGUCUGCAUUCCCCUCAGCACCCAGCCUUACUUAGUUUGUAAAUAGACAUUAUAGUCCUUAUUACUGCUAGAUUCUUAAAAAUAAAACAAAACUGGAACCAACUUGAAACAUUCCUUAUGAACUGUGAACAUCUCACAUGGUGCUUUGCCUCCCAAGAAAACCAUUUGGGUUCCUUUGUCGAGGGCCAAGCCUACGCAUGCCUUGUAUGAGUUCUCCAACCAGAAUGAGGACGACAUGGCUUCUCACACAAAUCCUGGGCAUCUUCAAUUCUACUUUCUCCAGGAUAGAUGGAAAUGGAUAGGAGAGGCACAGUGGGAAUGGAGAUUCCAGUGUUCAGCCUAAGCUAUGAUUUGCAUUAAUGUAGUGAAAAGGUACUAAAUAGUAUUUUAUUACCUAUGUGUAUUUUUGCCCCAUGAGGUUUUAUUCUGUUUAGUGAACCAUUAUUAUAGUCAAAACCCACAAUCUCUCACUUUAAAUGUGCCUGCUGUUUAGUUAGCACCUCAGCUAUCUCUAGUGAUCAUAUUUACAAUGAAUAUAUGCUCUGAAGCAAAGGUAGAAAGCCUCCUGCAGUCUUUUAAUUGGAUGUGCUGUUAUAAUUAACUUCCUAACCAACAGCUCCUAUGAUCUGAUUUCCUGUGGUUUGUCUGCACUGGCUGCAGCUGGUGUAGGCCAGUUGCCAAGAGAGGCCAUUAAGCACCACUAGAAAUUGCCUCUAUCCAGGAUGGGGACUGUUUCCCCAUUAGUCAGAAAAGCCAAAGGAUGGAAAGUAGGCCAGUGACUGAAUUCUAGAAACUUGAAGCUGCCCGUAGAAUGGUUCAAGAAGUUGUGGGUGUCCAGAUGUUGAACUAUAGAACUCCAUAAUCUCCUCCAUUGGCUAUGCUGCACAGGACUGAUGGGAAUUUGGGGCCAAAAACAUCUGGAAGACCCAAACUUCUCCUUGGUACAGAAGCGGCAUUUGAGAUGAUGCGGAAAUGUAUUGGAGGGAUGGAGGAUUUUUGCUUUUGUAUUCCUUUUAAAUUUCCAUCCUGGAAUAUUUAAAUGUUUAAGAUGUUUCCUUGUUAUUGUACUGUACUUGGGCAUAGUGUGCAGAGAUGGGUUUUUGUGUGUGAUAAAAGUGAUGUCACUGCAGUUUAAAAGCUUCAGGGAAUGUCUAGACUACAUAAAAACAGAUGCCACAUGGAGUGUGCUCUUUCCACACAGUUGUCACAUAAACUGUCAAGUCAUGAGGAUGUGAUACAAGGGAACCUGUUCAUUCAGUUGGAAGAAGACAUAGUGCAGACCCUGCUUGGCAAAUUGUCUAUAAUACACUCUCUGAAAUAGGUUUCAGAUUAAAGUAAACAACCAGAUAGUUGAACAUUGUACUUUUUUGUUUUUAAAAGCCCCAACUGUUGUAUGAUUUAGUGCAUAAUUGUUCAAACACUGCUUUAAAAAAACAAAUAGAAAAGCAAUCAGUUCACCAAGAAGCUUGACAGAAUGGCCAACCAUCAUCAUGAAGAAAUCUUAGGUUACAAGGAUGCUUCCUAUGGGAAGGGAAAGGGACACAGCUUAUUCCACAUGGUUAAUUCUUUCUUAAAGCCCAUGCUCCAUGUUGUUUCAUGUUUUUAUGUACUACAACUCCUAUAAUCCUUCAGCAAGCAUGAGUUGAGGAAUUAAGGGAAAUGUAGUCAAAAAAGCAGUUUUUCGAAGUUUCCAACUCAUACAUUCAGAAGCAGUUUUUGCUUCAGAAUGAACUGGGUAGCAUCUUGUUAUUGUGAUUUUUUGCACCACAGGGCAGCUAUGGAGAAUCAUGGAAAAAUGUGACAGCUUGCAUUGGCAUCUGAACGCAAAAGAAGUGAAGAUGUACAUGUCUGUGCCCAUUUGUAACAUUGUACUAUAUAAUUGAAAAGUUUUACUGUGUAGUUUUGUAAUGUGAUUGAAAUAUUUCUGAGAU